Ailuropoda melanoleuca (giant panda) is the source of this 553-nucleotide messenger RNA. RefSeq names its product protein S100-A15A. The transcript is spliced from 3 exons. NCBI's taxonomy places the organism in Eukaryota, Metazoa, Chordata, Mammalia, Carnivora, Ursidae. Gene Ontology annotation, molecular function: calcium ion binding; chemoattractant activity; transition metal ion binding. The record is from RefSeq and is a predicted model, not a curated record. Bases 127 to 453 code for a protein of 108 amino acids. Gene Ontology annotation, biological process: endothelial cell migration. Gene Ontology annotation, cellular component: extracellular exosome; cytoplasm.
CAAACCAUAGGCCAGCACUGUGGAUUCAGAGCAACCUCGUCCCAACACCACAGCUUCACCACUGUCCCCAGGUGCUCCAGUGACACAUCUGGAGUUGCUUCCUGUCCCGGCCAGGGCCCAGCCGCCAUGACACACACGCCAGUGGAGGAAUCCCUCUUCCAAAUCAUCCGCUGCUACUGUCAGUAUGCGGCCCGGGAGGGGGAUGUGGAGACACUGUCCCUGGAGGAGUUGAAGGCUCUGCUUCUGGACAAUGUACCCUGCUUCAUGGAGAGCCUGGGCCGGAAGGAGCCCUACUACAUCUCGGAGCUGUUCCGGGCUGCAGACAAGAACAAGGACAACCAGAUCGGCUUCGACGAGUUCCUGUUGGUGCUGGGCCGGCUGCUGACGCACUACCACCUGCUGCACCGCCGGCAGCUGUGUGCCCGCUACUGCACCCGGCACAGCCUGCACUAGGGGCCUCCGUCCGCACCUGCCCCUGCGCGGCUGCAGGGCUCUGGGCACACGCGUGUGCAACGCACAGCCGUGAGGGAAGAGAAUAAAGCAAUCCCACAGA